This is a messenger RNA of Euleptes europaea (tarantolino), 630 nucleotides long. RefSeq names its product CD79b molecule (gene CD79B). Gene Ontology annotation, cellular component: external side of plasma membrane; B cell receptor complex. The coding region runs from base 1 to 630 and encodes 209 amino acids. Lineage: Eukaryota; Metazoa; Chordata; Lepidosauria; Squamata; Sphaerodactylidae. The transcript has 5 exons. Gene Ontology annotation, biological process: B cell receptor signaling pathway; B cell differentiation. The record is from RefSeq and is a predicted model, not a curated record.
AUGGCAGCUUCUUCAUUCCAGGUGUGCGUGGUGGUGUGGACUGUGCUGGGAGUCUGCCUAGUGGCCUCAGGCGCAUCACAUCCUCACAGUCUGAAGAAUCCGCGCUUCAUUGCUGUAAGGUGGGGCUCCAGAGUCUCCUUCAACUGCAUUUCCUCUUCGGAGGUCAGUUGGUAUAAGGAGAUGGAGCAGGGUCCAGGUAAGAAGCUGGAGAACAGUUCCAGAGUCCAUGUAAUCAAUAACUCAUCGGUGUCAACGAUCAACAUCGCCAAACUCCAGCAUGCAGACAGUGGCACCUACUUCUGUCGGAGUGAUGAUGAUAAAGAGAAGAUAACAAUGCAGCAGCGCUGCGGCACUGAGCUCAGAAUCAUGGGUAUCAGCACCUAUGAGCAAGUGCAAAAUCGGAACACCAUGAAAGAUACCAUCAUUUUGAUCCAGUCCAUUCUUCUUUUCCUGUUCAUAAGCGUCCCUCUGUUCAUGGUUCUGGGGAAGGGUGAUGGUAAAGAAGCGCCUGGUGAGGACCACACUUAUGAGGGCUUGGCUGUCGAACUGGCCGAUACCUAUGAAGACAUUGGUACCUACCAGGACAAAGCAGAGAAGUGGGACCUUGGGGAGAACCCAUGCGAAGAGUGA